AUGAGUGAACCAAAGUUCAGUACACAUUUAACCAAAACAUACCCUGAUGCUGACAACACAGAAGUUACAUUUCACAAGAUUGAAGCUGCCGAUACAAUCAUACUAAACGUCUUGACAAAUGGAAUAGCCGAUACCACAUUCGAGUUACCAUUGAAUUCCCAGCAUUCCAUCAAUAUACUCUCCAACCUUUCCAAUUUCGAGGAUGACGAAGAAAAAAUGGGCAUAGAGCCAAGAGUUAUCGUGGGAGAUCACAACAAUCUCAAGAUCCAAGUGGUGGCAUCACAAAUAGGAAAACUUCUUCUUCUGAAUAUGUCAGAGCCGAAGAGUGUAAUAUUGUCGAUUGGUUCCAGAUGGUUUGGGAAAAGCACCGAAACGAAUGAUGAAGACUUCAAAAAGCUCAUGUUUGUACUUACAAGCGUCAACGAAUUAUUGGCCCAAAGCAAAGCACAAUGA
This is a messenger RNA of Yamadazyma tenuis ATCC 10573, 453 nucleotides long. RefSeq lists its product as uncharacterized. The record is from RefSeq and is a predicted model, not a curated record. Lineage: Eukaryota; Fungi; Ascomycota; Pichiomycetes; Serinales; Debaryomycetaceae.